GAAGCAUUGGUGACUUGAAUCUUUGCCAGUGACUGUAUCCUGGCAAUACUGUCUCAAUCUGGUAGCAGCAAAGAAGAGCGUUUGGCUACCCAGCAUGGAGCUCUCUCUGGCCAAUAUAUUCUUGAAGAUUGUGAGCAUCAUUAGAUUAAUCUCUGCACUGACUCUUGUCACAGUGUACCACCUGCUGCCUAGGGCAAAAAUAUCCAGGAUCAUGAUAUGGUACAAACGUCAGAAAAGGGGUGUGGCGGUGAAUUAUGCUGAGCACGAAGGCUACAGGUUCUGCUACUUCUGCCGAGGGGAAACCGGACUCCAGCCAUCUGUGUUGAUUCUUCAUGGAUUGGCAUUCAACAAGGACAUAUGGUUAAAUACAAUCCAAUUCCUUCCGAAGGACCUCCACCUGGUCUGCCUUGACAUGCCUGGCCACGGUGAAACCACAUGCCUGCUGAGAGACAGUUACGCGGCGGUUGAUCAAGCUAAAAAGAUACACCAGUUUGUUGAGUGCAUUGGUCUGAACCAAAAGCCUUUUCACCUGGUUGGCACGUCCAUGGGGGGAAUGAUUGCUGGCGUUUAUGCAGCUCAGUAUCCAUCUGAGGUAUCCGGCUUGUCCCUCCUCUGCCCACUUGGGCUGCGAUAUCCGGACGAUAAUAACAACGCCUUCAAGCGCUUGAGGGGGCAAUCGGUUAAGUCGCGCGAUGUCUUCAAACUUGGCUUAUAUCAUCCCAGCACAAAAAACAUGCAGCUCCUAAAGGGAUAUGCUGCCAACUGGAGACAACAGAAUGCUUUUUUGGUAAAAUGUUUUUUAGAUCUUUCCAACCCAAUGUCCGUGUACAGCCUUCAUGACAAUAUGAGCAAUAUUAGCGCUCCCACACAGGUCAUUUGGGGAAAGGAUGACCAGGUGGCUGACUCGUCGGGCGCAGAAAUUUUAGCCCACGCCAUUCCCAACUCCCAGGUGCAUAUGCUGGAGAGAUGUGGACACAUCAUAUCAUUUGAGAGGCCCAGGAAAUCUGCAACGCUCCUCUUGAAAUUCUACAAUUCAGUUUGCGACAAAGUGGAGAAUAAGAAGCUGGCAUAAACCUCACUAAGGAGUUAAGACGUUGAUGCAUUCCAAGCGACUUUCUACUCUGGAAAGGGAAAU
This is a messenger RNA of Lacerta agilis (Sand lizard), 1135 nucleotides long. Its product is annotated as monoacylglycerol lipase ABHD6-like. Lineage: Eukaryota; Metazoa; Chordata; Lepidosauria; Squamata; Lacertidae. The transcript has 9 exons. The record is from RefSeq and is a predicted model, not a curated record. The coding region runs from base 95 to 1072 and encodes 325 amino acids.